This is a messenger RNA of Culex quinquefasciatus (southern house mosquito), 6812 nucleotides long. It is a transcript of the gene Mi-2, whose product is annotated as chromodomain-helicase-DNA-binding protein Mi-2 homolog. Gene Ontology annotation, cellular component: chromatin; nucleus. The record is from RefSeq and is a predicted model, not a curated record. NCBI's taxonomy places the organism in Eukaryota, Metazoa, Arthropoda, Insecta, Diptera, Culicidae. The transcript has 5 exons. Gene Ontology annotation, molecular function: histone binding; ATP-dependent chromatin remodeler activity; chromatin binding. The coding region runs from base 180 to 6287 and encodes 2035 amino acids. Gene Ontology annotation, biological process: negative regulation of transcription by RNA polymerase II; chromatin remodeling.
GCCACAGACGACGCCAUAUUGGUACUUGAAGCAAAAGCGGCCGCCGCACAGUUCCGUAUCGGUCCGCGUAAUCUGUCCCGUUAGUGCCGGUAAAAGUGUUCCGUUCGCGGUCGAAAGUGGUCCCACCGGAAGCGCUAGGUUCCGGCGCACAUUUCCUGCUAGUUUAGAGCACCGCAGCGAUGGCGUCCGACGACGAAAUCGACGAAUCUCUCGCCGAGGAGGAGACCGGCCAGGAGGACGCCGAGGCCAAGUCCCCGCUGGACGGCGAGGAAAACUCCGAGGACGAAGCGCUCAAGAGUCUGGCGCAGGCGGCGCAGGACGAGGACGACGACUACGAGCCGGAGGACAACCGCAGCAAGAAGAGCAAGAAGGGCAAGAAGCGCAAAGCCCGCGGGGAAGAGAAGAGCAAAGCUCGGAAGAAGAAGAAGCGCAAGAAGAACGACAGUGGCGAGGAGAGCGACGUCAGGGGGAGUGAUGAGGGAGGGGCGGGUGCGGGAGCGGGGGGUGAUUCGGACUAUGAAAAGCCGACGAAGCGGAGUGGAAGGGACAAGAAGAAGGGGAAGGAUGAUAAGGGAAAGGAGGAGAAGAAGGGAGGAGGAGGAGGUGGGGCGGAUUAUAAUAUGCCGUCGAUUGAGGAGGUUUGCAGUACGUUCGAUUUGACGGAUGUGAAGAUCGAGUACAGCGAUGAGGAUUAUGACAACUUGACGACGUACAAGGCGUUUAUUGCGCACGUGCGACCGAUUCUGGGCAAGGAGAACCCGAAGGUGCCGAUUUCGAAGCUGAUGAUGCUGGUGGCGGCCAAGUGGCGCGAGUUUAGCGAGGAGAACCCGAACCUGCAGGGUGAGGGUGGCGAGGAGGACAAGCAGGACGAGGAACCGCCGGCGUCGCCGGAGUACGUGCCCAAGUCGAGUCGAUCGCGGAACAAGACGGAGAAGCGUGACGACGACAUGAUCUACGACGACGAGGACGAUGAGGACGAGGAAGAGUUGGAGCGCGAGCGGAGCCGGAAGAAGGGCAAGAAGGGAGGCGGGUCGAGCGCGAAGAAGGGCAAAAAGCCGAAGGUUCCGACGUUGAAGAUCAAGUUUGGCAAGCGGAAGAACGCCAGCUCGGAGGAGGAUCCGGACGCGAGUGGCGGCUCGGACCGGGACUCGGACGCGGAGUUUGAGAAGAUGCUGCAGCAAAGUGAGGACAAGGCCGAAGAGGAGAAGGAGCGCAAGAGUGAGGCGGCGGUGGCGGCGCCGGAGGUGGACGAGGACGGGAAUCCGCUGCCGAAGAAGAAGGCCAAGACCAAGAUUGGAAAGCCGGGUAGUCGAUCCAAGAAGAAGGGCAAAGCCAAGAAGAGCAAGUUCCCGGACGGGGACGACGGCGAGCACGAGCACCAGGACUUUUGCGAGGUGUGCCAGCAGGGCGGCGAGAUCAUCCUGUGCGACACCUGUCCGAAGGCGUACCAUCUGGUGUGUCUGGAGCCGGAGCUGGAGGACACACCCGAGGGCAAGUGGUCCUGUCCGACGUGCGAGGCGGACGGUGGCGUGGCGGAAGACGACGACGACGAGCACCAGGAGUUCUGCCGGAUCUGCAAGGACGGCGGGGAGUUGCUGUGCUGCGACAUGUGUCCGUCGGCGUACCACACGUUCUGUUUGACGCCCCCGCUGGACGACAUUCCGGACGGGGACUGGAGGUGUCCGCGGUGCAGCUGUCCACCGUUGCAGUACAAGGUGCAGAAGAUUCUGACCUGGCGCUGGACGGACAAACCGAUUGACCCGAACGAGCCGGGUUCGUCGAAGGGGACGGGGCCGCGUCGUCGCGAGUACUUUGUCAAGUUCCAUGAGAUGUCGUACUGGCACUGCGAUUGGGUUACGGAGCUGCAGAUGGACGUGUACCACCCGUUGAUGUUCCGGUACUAUGCGAGAAAGAACGACAUGGAGGAACCGCCCAAGUUGGAGGAAGCUCUGGACGAGGACGAUAACCGGUACAAACGGUUGAUGAAGAUGCGCGAAGGAGGCGACAUGGACGACGCCGAGUUGGAGGAGAAGUACUACAAGUACGGUGUCAAGCCGGAGUGGCUGAAUGUGCACCGCGUGAUCAACCACCGGACGAUGCGCGACGGCCGCACCUUGUACUUUGUCAAGUGGCGUGAACUGCCGUACGAGGCGGCCACCUGGGAGGAAGAAGACGAUGAAGUCCCUGGCCUGAAGAACGCAAUCGAGUACUACAUGGAUCUGCGCGCCAACUGCAGCAACGAAAUCAACUCGUCCAGCAGCAGCAGCAGCAGCAAGAAGAGCAAGAAAAAGGGCCGCAAGUCUCGCACCAAGGAACUCGAGGACGAAGACCGCAUCGGACCACGUCGAUACACUCCACCGCCGGAGAAGCCCACAACGGAUCUGAGGCGCAAGUACGAGGUCCAACCGACCUACCUGGACGACACGGGAAUGAGACUUCACCCCUACCAGCUGGAAGGUAUCAACUGGUUGCGUUACUCCUGGUCCAACGAGACCGACACCAUUCUGGCCGACGAAAUGGGUCUGGGCAAAACCAUCCAAACGGCCACCUUCCUGUACUCGCUGUACAAGGAAGGUCACUGCAAGGGCCCGUUCCUGGUGGCGGUCCCGCUCUCCACCAUCAUCAACUGGGAGCGCGAGUUCGAAACCUGGGCCCCGGACUUUUACUGCAUCACGUACGUCGGUGACAAGGACUCGCGUGCGAUCAUCCGCGAGCACGAGCUGUCCUUCGAGGAGGGCGCCGUCCGCGGCGGUCGUGCCUCCAAGAUCCGCGCCAACACGAUCAAGUUCAACGUGCUGCUGACCUCGUACGAGAUGGUCUCGCUGGACGCCGCCUGUCUCGGCUCGAUCGACUGGUCCGUGCUGGUCGUCGACGAAGCCCAUCGGCUCAAGUCCAACCAGAGCAAGUUCUUCAAGGUGCUCGCCAACUACAACAUCGCGUACAAGCUGCUGCUCACGGGAACGCCGCUCCAGAACAAUUUGGAAGAGCUGUUCCAUUUGCUGAACUUUUUGAACAAGAACAAAUUCAACGACCUGGGCGUGUUCCAGAACGAGUUUGCCGACAUCAACAAGGAGGAUCAGGUCAAAAAGCUGCACGAGAUGUUGGGCCCGCACAUGCUGCGCCGUCUCAAGGCGGACGUGCUGAAGAACAUGCCCACCAAGUCGGAGUUUAUCGUGCGCGUGGAUCUGUCCCCGAUGCAGAAGAAGUACUACAAGUACAUCCUGACGCGUAACUUUGAGGCGCUCAAUCCGAAGGGCGGUGGCGGUGCCUGCUCGCUGAUCAACAUCAUGAUGGACCUGAAGAAGUGCUGCAACCAUCCGUAUCUGUUCCAGGCCGCGGUGGAGGAAGCUCCGCUUGGGCCGGGGGGAAAUUACGAAAUUACGGCGCUGACGAAGGCCGCCGGCAAGCUGGUGCUGCUGGAGAAGAUGUUGAAGCAGCUGAAGGAGACCGGACAUCGCGUGUUGAUCUUCUCGCAGAUGACCAAGAUGUUGGACAUUAUGGAGGACUUUUUGGAGGGGAUUGGAUACAAGUACGAGCGUAUUGAUGGUGGUAUUACGGGAACGCUGCGUCAGGAGGCGAUUGAUCGGUUCAACGCGCCGGGCGCGCAGCAGUUCUGCUUCCUGUUGUCGACCAAGGCCGGAGGUUUGGGUAUCAACUUGGCCACCGCCGAUACGGUUAUCAUCUACGACUCGGAUUGGAAUCCGCACAACGAUAUUCAGGCGUUUUCGCGUGCCCAUCGUAUCGGUCAGGCCAACAAGGUCAUGAUCUACCGGUUUGUGACGAGAAACUCGGUCGAAGAGCGUGUCACGCAGGUCGCCAAGCGCAAGAUGAUGUUGACUCACUUGGUGGUACGACCCGGAAUGGGUGGAAAGGGCGCUAACUUCACCAAGCAAGAGUUGGACGACAUUCUGCGGUUCGGUACGGAGGAGCUGUUCAAAGAAGACGGCAAGGACGAAGAAGCCAUCCAUUACGACGACAAGGCCGUCGCGGAACUGCUCGAUCGUACCAACAAGGGCGUCGAGGAGAAGGAAAACUGGUCCAACGACUAUCUGUCGUCGUUCAAGGUCGCUUCGUACACCACAAAAGAAGAUGUUGAGGAGGAGGUUGACACGGAGAUCAUCAAGCAGGACGCGGAAAAUUCCGACCCCGCGUACUGGGUCAAACUGCUCCGCCAUCACUACGAACAGCAGCAGGAAGACAUGUCCCGAACCCUCGGCAAGGGCAAGCGUGUCCGCAAGCAGGUCAACUACACCGACGGUGGCAUCGUCCAGACCGACGCCGUCAAGGAAGACUCCACCUGGCAGGAGAACCUCUCCGAUGGCAACUCGGACUACUCUGGCAAUUCGGACGACCCCGGCGAUGAGGACGACGAGGACGGUGAUCUGAACCGCCGCAGCAAGCGUCGCAUCGAACGUCGCGAAGCGGAACGCGACAACCGGCCACUCCCACCCCUGCUGGCCCGCGUCGGAGGAAACAUCGAAGUGCUCGGGUUCAACGCUCGCCAGCGCAAGAGCUUCCUGAACGCGAUCAUGCGCUACGGAAUGCCCCCACAGGACGCGUUCAACUCGCAGUGGCUCGUGCGCGAUCUGCGCGGCAAAUCCGAGCGUAACUUCAAGGCCUACGUCUCGCUGUUUAUGCGACAUCUGUGCGAACCCGGCGCGGACAACGCGGAAACCUUCGCCGAUGGCGUCCCUCGUGAAGGUCUCAGCCGGCAACAUGUCCUCACCCGAAUCGGCGUCAUGUCGCUCAUCCGCAAGAAGGUACAAGAGUUUGAGCACAUCAACGGCUACUACAGCAUGCCCGAGCUAAUCAAGAGGCCGUGCGAACCGGUCAAGAACGCUGCGGGAGGUGCGGCGGCGGCAGCGUCCACUUCAACGGCGGCUGAUGCGGCCAACAGUGAAACGCCGAAGUCGGCCACGACCAGCACGAGUGCGACACCGGCCACCAGCGCCGCUCCAAGUCCGGCUCCGACGCCGACCGCUGCCGACAAGGACGAUGAAGCUACUGGGGGAUCUUCGGAGGACAAGAAGGAAGGCGUUGACGCCGAUGAGAAGAAGGACGAAGGAGUCAAGAAGGAAGAUCCGGAGGCUGGUCCUUCUGGUGAAGACAAGUCCGAGGACGUCAAGAAAGAGGAGAAGUCGGAAGACAAGGAGGCUUCCGCGGAGGUCAAGUCCGAAAUUAAGAAGGAGGGCGAAUCGUCCGAGGACAAGAAGCCGGAAGUUUCGGAAGACUCCAAGGAGGACGUAAAAUCGGAAAAGCCCAAGGACGAGGAGGUUAAGAAGGAGGAGGGUACGGCGGAGACCGCGAAGGUGGCCAAGAAGGAAGAGGCUGACGAUGACGAUGUCAAGAUUACCGAGGAGAAGAAGCCGGUCGUUGAAGAUAAGCCGAUCGCGAUCGACGAUGACGACGACGACGUAGUGAUUGUGAAGGACGAUGACGAGGACGUCAAGAAGCCCGCCGGAAAGGCCGAUCCGAUCGAGGUGCACAAGCGAGUCUUCAUGUUCAACAUUGCCGACGGCGGAUUCACCGAGUUGCACACGCUGUGGAUCAACGAAGAGAAGGCGGCCGUCCCCGGCCGAGAGUACGAAAUCUGGCACCGCCGACACGACUACUGGCUACUGGCAGGAAUCGUGACGCACGGCUACGGCCGCUGGCAGGACAUCCAGAACGACAUCCGCUUCGCGAUCAUCAACGAACCGUUCAAGAUGGACGUCGGCAAGGGUAACUUCCUGGAAAUUAAGAACAAAUUCCUCGCCCGCCGCUUCAAGCUGCUCGAGCAGUCGCUGGUCAUCGAGGAGCAGCUGCGUCGCGCUGCCGUCCUCAACCUGGCCCAGGACGCGGCCCACCCGGCGAUGGCGCUGAACGCGCGCUUUGCCGAGGUCGAGUGCCUGGCCGAGUCGCACCAGCACCUGAGCAAGGAAUCUCUGGCCGGGAACAAACCGGCCAAUGCCGUCCUCCACAAGGUGCUGAACCAGCUGGAGGAGCUGCUGUCGGACAUGAAGAGCGACGUGUCGCGGCUACCGGCCACGCUGGCCCGCAUUCCGCCCGUGGCCCAGCGGCUGCAGAUGUCCGAGAGGUCGAUUCUGUCGCGGUUGGCAGCUACCGGGAACUCGGUGCAACCGAAUCCCCCCCUCGCGCAAUUCCCGGCCGGCUUCCAGGGCACGUCCCUGCCCGGGUUCGCCGCGGCCGCCGCCGCUGCCGCCAACUUUGCCAACUUCCGGCCCACGUUCUCGGUGCCCGGACAGCCCACGCCCAGCUACCCGGGCGCUUCCGGAUCGUCCAAAUAAGCAGCAGCAGAGCACUUGCACAAUCCUCCUUGCUAUUCAUUUUAACCCUCAACCCACCCACUUUGUGUUUAAUCAUUGUGACAACAUUUACUUUUUUGGGAAUUCCUUUUCCGUCGGAAAAGGAAGCAACUUUUUCUCUUCUGACUUUCCUGUGACUUUUAUUGUGUUGUCCGCCAGAGCUGUGCUAUCAAACGAAACCCAAUUUUGAUGAAAUGUGACAAUGUUCUCUGCCCCCUUCCGAAAUCUUAACUUUCCCCGUGUAAAGAUUUUUACUUCUUCUUCGUUUAUUUAUACACACACACACCAAGAAAAAUGCACAGUGCGCGAAAAUGGCAUAUAAAAAUAAAGGAAAAAAAAAACAAUUACACACACAUUAUGAUACGUUUUACAGUAAGAUAUAUUAGGAGUGAUAACGGCAAGUUUGAACCUAGAAUAUAACAAAUAAUACACUUGGUAUAGUUUCAACAGUAAUUCCAAAAUCAAGAAUAAACAAAAUGGCGUACGAUGUACACACACAUAAAAAAA